This is a messenger RNA of Botrytis sinoallii, 1554 nucleotides long. RefSeq lists its product as uncharacterized. The coding region runs from base 1 to 1554 and encodes 517 amino acids. The record is from RefSeq and is a predicted model, not a curated record. NCBI's taxonomy places the organism in Eukaryota, Fungi, Ascomycota, Leotiomycetes, Helotiales, Sclerotiniaceae. The transcript has 6 exons.
AUGUUGAUUCUUCUUAGAAUGGAUGGUGCUUGGGAAUCUGAAGCUAGUUUUGUCCUGUACGCAGAAUAUGGCGACGGUGGAAACACUUCUUCGAAGUACUUCCUGGUUCGUCCUGGAUCACGAACAUGGAAUUAUGAAGCCAUCAGCAUUGCGCAGAUGUGGUUGAGAAUGUGCGACAAGCAUGAUACUUGUCGAGACACGACGCCUAGUAUCCUACCCACAAGGGUUAUAGAUGUCAAAAGCUCGCCUCCUAAGAUUGUCAUGGAACACCCAUUCGAAGCUCAAUAUACAAGUCAAACAUCAACUCUGUCGUCUCGGAUGGAAGGAAUGCCUUUGGAAGAUUUGCCCGCCACGUUUAGGGAUGCCGUCAUUGCUACUCGUGACCUGGGAUUUCAGUAUCUGUGGAUCGAUUCUAUUUGCAUUCUUCAAGAUUCCAUUCCCGACAAGUCCGUAGAAAUCGCACGUAUGGGCGAUGUUUACGGGAACGCAGCGUUAUGCAUCUGCGCCACAUCUGGUAUCAAUAGUAAAUCCGGCUUCCUACCCCCUUAUUCGUCGUUAGAGCCAUCAGUCAAACUGCCUUUCUACCCGAUGAAUAGCGAGCCUGGAUCCUACAUUAUGUUCAGUCAAGAUCUGUACGGUUUGCAGAACGAAUUUCCCAUUGAUUGGACGUGGGACAUCCAUCAAAGGAGUAUCUGGAAUACCAGGGCGUGGACUUUACAAGAACGCGUUCUCUCUCCCCGUAUUCUACACUUUACCUGUGAGAAUGAUCUCGCAGGCUUACGAGUAGAAGCUGGCUUCAUAAAAGCCCGACGGCUUGGGCAUCCGACUGUACUCAAUUUUAAUGAUCUUAGUUUUGACGCACUUGUAAGGCUUUACUACAAUCUUGUAGACCAGUAUUGUCAACGCAACUUAUCAUACUCUUCAGACAAAGCAGCUGCUUUUGCAGCUUGCUCUGCUUUGUUUCAGAAACGCCUUGGAUUUCAUACAAACAUUUUUGGCACGUUUCUCGAGGACCUUCCUAGAUGCUUGAUGUGGAUCCCUCUCGGAAACUCAUCCCUAGACUCAAGCUGGCCCUCUUGGUCAUGGUGUUCUCACCAACACCUCUCCUUCUACCAAGGGAUUUUCCACAUGGAAGACUCCGAAGUGCUGAAUACAGACCAACAACUCUCCCACCAAUCUAAUCACGAGUAUAUACCAGCAACUGACUCUCAACCCCCAAUACUUCGCCUGAAUGCAUUCUCAAAAGGCCCCGGUAAGCUCAUCUGGAAGAAUUCAUACCCCAUGGGCGUAAAAUUUUCGGUUAUGGACCAAGAAUAUGAUCUAGAACAUACCGACAUAACAAACAAAUGUGCUACCGACAGAGAAGACCUCUGGCUUUUGAACUUUUGUAAACUCAGUGCCCAGGCCAAACCAAUCUCCGGCUUAAUUCUACAGCCUGCUAUGGAGUCAGAUAGCAACCAUUAUCGCCGAGUAGGAUUCUACAGACUGAAGACUUCUGAGGACUCCAAAAAGCUGUUUCAAACUGAAGCGCGGCAAUGGAUGAACUUAGUCUGA